AUGGCAACCAGUAACAAGGCUGAUCCUGAAUGGAAGAGUCACAAGGCUACAAUUGAAUCGCUGUAUGUGAAAGAUCAUCUCAAACUUGAAGGCCGCGGAGGCCUCAUGGACACCAUGGCCAGAUCCCAUGGAUUUGUGAAAAGCAAAUCGCAGUAUGAGAGCCAUUUCAAAAUUUGGGGCAUGCGUAAAUAUCGAAAAAAAGAUGACUGGAGAAGCGUCGGACGGAAGAUUUCAGAGAGAAAGCGGGCAGGGAAAGAUAGCAGUGUUUACAUCAAUAAUGAAGUCAUUCCAAAAGCGAGAGUUCAGAGGCAAAUUAGACGUCAUGAGUUCACUACAACUUUCGGACAAAUACUUCCAGCAUCAAGUCCGCGAACUCCCGACGGCUUUGAGAUCCGCACACCCGUAGCAGAAGACUCAACAGUCUUCUCCGAGCUGCAAGAGGCCGCACCCACCUUGCCACACGGGACGGGGACAAACAACUUUCCGUUCGCUCAGUUGCAAACCUUAUCCUCCUCCUUGCAGCCUUGGGAGGGGACGGAUGAUUUCCCGGUCUCCCAAUUGCAGAACGCAACAUCUUCCCUACCACCUUGGACGGAGACGGACGAUUUUCGGUUCUCCCCAUUGCCUCCCGUCCCAUAUUUGACAGGACCCGAUGACUUUCCAUUCAUCCCAAUCGAAGACACGAUGAAACUUGUCCAACGCUGGACGUAUACACAGGAUCUUCCCUUCUUCCAGCUUGAAGCUGGCCUUCACGCUCAAGCCGAUCUCCCACUGAACCCAACAAAUGCGAAAAGACCCAGAUUUGGGAUUCCUUUGGUAACAUCACGAUCGCUAGAGGAUCACCAAGAUAUCUUUCAUCAAGGUUUUGAUGCUCAACAUGUAGUGCUAAGAGUCUCUGGAUCGCUUACUGCAGUGCUCGAAGCUUUGCUGCCCAGUACAGCGCGUGUGAAUCAACCGGAGGAGGGACUGAUUUCAAGUCCAAACAAUUACCGCUUAGACGCAGCUACUCCAAGACUGCUCACUCAUCUGCUCUUUGCAACAGCCAACAACUUUGCCGGUCUAGAUGGUGUUCCAAUUGAGGAAAUCAUGGACUACCUAAAACGCCAAACGAACACGCGACUUUUACGACAGCUUCUAAGCACCUCGGGGCCAGAGUCUGAAGCCUUUGCAGAAAAUCUGUUUCGGGCCGCUAUCGAAGCGGAAGACGCACGCAUUGUCGAGAUUCUCCUAGAGAAAGGAUUGAACCCUGAUGAGUUGGUCUGCAAUGUUGGCGGGGAAAAAUACACUCCAAUAGAACGGUCUUCCAUGAUAAGGAGUGUUGAAAUUACGAGACUUCUCCUGCGUGCCAAAGCAGAUGUUAACAAAACUGUUGGUACAAAACCUGAACGUGGAGCACUUCAAUGCGCUAUCGGAACACCCUACAAGUACUACGAGGGAUCUCGUACACCCUUUGAGCUUGUGUCUUUGCUUCUUCAUGCGGGUGCCAAAGUUGACGCGCUGAUACUUCAAGCGCUGAUAUUCGAAGAGCGCGAUCAGGACGUGUUUGAUCUCCUCGUCCAAUUCUUCACCAAGACCAAUCCUCUCGACUUGGCGCGUUCCUGGCUACCCGCAAAACUGACGGAAAAAUUCGACAACAAAAUGGCCACAAGGACUGUAAUGAGUAUUUUCCAAGCAUGUUUGGAUUCAGCUCACGACAUGUCUCCAACUCUUGGAUCCACGCUAGAUAUGGCGGCAGAGCGUGGAAACCUUGGCCUAGUACAAUUUCUUCUCCACUCUCAUGUGUCUUUGACGCAUGAAACGCUUACAAACGCGAUAAGAAGUCAGAACAAGGAUCUGAUCCGGGUCCUGAUUGACGCGGGAGCGGAUGUUGACGGUGACUGUUCCAUCUCUCAGGAUAUUCAGACGCCCCUCGGUGCAGCAAUCAGUUGGGGAGAUGUCGAGAUCAUUGAUUUACUCGAGCACAAGGGUGUUUGGUCUCAUGUCUGCGAAGGAUCGAGAUUCAAAUUUGCGUUGAUAGCUGCGUCAGAAGUAGGAAAUCUCGCCAUCGUCCAGAAACUGCUUAAUCUCGGAUUUAAUGUUACAGGAAUAGACCUCGGUGGUGCUCUACAGGCCGCAAUUUGUGGAGGGCAUGAAGAAAUUGCUCUGAUACUACUCAAUGCCGGCGCCGAUGUGAACCUCAAAGCUAACGAUGAGUAUUAUGAUAAAAACACAGUUCUUCUCGAAGCAUUACAGCAGAAGAAUGAAAAGCUCGUGCAGUUGAUUCUAGACGCUGAUGUGGACAUUCACCGUCAUGGUGAAAGCGCUCUUAGAACAGCCGUCGAGUGGGGUAAUCACUCCAUCAUUGAAGAGUUGAUUGCUACAGGCGCCGAUCCCAACGCUUAUAGCUAUGGGCUUGAAGAUGCGCCUCUCACGAUUGCCGUCAAGAGAAAAGAUACCGAAUCACUACAGCUCUUGCUCGAUGCUGGAGCAGAUGUUAACAGCCGUGGUAAGAAAUCUACUGCACUGAAGGCAGCUGUAACAAAUGGUGACAUUGAAAUGGUUGAGUACCUUUUUUCUAUCGGUGCAGAUCCAGAUGAUUCAGAGGCACUGUCUGAAGCUCUAUCGCAGGGCAUGCCAAUGCUUGAGACGCUUCUUACAAAAUUUACCAGAGUAUAUCCUCAUGGGAAACGCGGAUAUGGUUGCGACGUUCUUUCAGCAGCGAUCGGGAAAGCAGAUUUCCGACUCAUUGAAUGUCUUCUCGACGCGAAGAUAGAUGUCAAUACUUAUGUCUGCAUAGGUGAACCCGAAAGGCCGGCAUCCUGGGAUCCCCUCGCAAUGCAUUAA
Molecule: messenger RNA, 2823 nt
Organism: Letharia columbiana
Lineage: Eukaryota; Fungi; Ascomycota; Lecanoromycetes; Lecanorales; Parmeliaceae
Exons: 4
Coding region: 1-2823 (940 amino acids)
Molecular function (GO): protein binding
Source: RefSeq, a predicted model, not a curated record